Molecule: messenger RNA, 598 nt
Organism: Hyalella azteca
Lineage: Eukaryota; Metazoa; Arthropoda; Malacostraca; Amphipoda; Hyalellidae
Product: tetratricopeptide repeat protein 8-like
Exons: 3
Coding region: 107-589 (160 amino acids)
Biological process (GO): non-motile cilium assembly
Cellular component (GO): BBSome; non-motile cilium; ciliary basal body
Source: RefSeq, a predicted model, not a curated record
UAUAAGAAUUGCUGGUCUAAAUGCUUGUUGCCAUGGCAACUUUGGAAUACAAACUCGAAUAGCGAAAUUACUUGGGAAUUGUUUUAACUUCAUGACCUGAGCGAGCAUGGAUCCACUAUACCUUGCUCUCACAUGCUUCAGGAAACGUAAAUUUGACAGGUGCAUAGAAAUAUGUACCAAUUUAUUGGCUAGAAACCCCUAUGAUCAGGCCCCUUGGUCGUUGAAAAUGCGUGCGUUGACGGAGCAAGUUUGGGUUGACGAAGUCGAGGGCGAAGAAGAGGUCCUGGCCGACGCCCUCAUGGAUGACAACAGCAUCGCCACCGUCGCCCGUCCAGGGACUUCUCUGCGAACGGCUCCUCCGUCCACAGCAGGCCAGGGGCCGUCACAGGCUGUACGGCCCAGCACCCAGGGUGGUCGCCCGCUGACCGGAGUGUUGAGGCCAGGCACGCAGGGCGGCCGGCCAGGGACCAUCGACCAGGCGCUGAAGACCCCACGGACGGCGCAUACAGCAAGACCUGUGUCUGCUGCCACUGGUAUGAUGGUUCUCUCUAAGGUCCAGACCCGUGUCUGGACCCAGACCCGUGUAUGAUGGACUGGU